AUGCAUCAUCUAGUUUAUAGCGCUUUUGACGAGCAACGAAUACAAUUAAAAACACUAAAAAAACAGCUCAAGGCAUGGGAGCAUCAGUUUUUGAAUGAAAAUGGAAGAAAGCCGGAUAAGCAAGAUAUUGCCGGAUUUGAAGAUAUGGCCAAAAAAUACAAAUACUAUGCCAAACUCAAGGUGGCAAUGGACAAAGUCGAUGCACAGCGUAUAGCAGAAGAAAAUCAAAUCACCAAAACUGUUUCGGCCGCAGAUAUGGUGCAGUUUGCUUCAAACGCAUCUAUACCAACCCUUGAUCAAGCAGCACAAAAUGUAAACGAGAAACCCCGAUUGGAUACGAGUCAGUAUCACCGUGACUCUAUCAGAUCCGCAACAUCAAAUGCUUUUCAGGAACUAUCCAGCAGCAGACAAACAAUGGAUCAAUCUAAUCCAGAUAUUGCUGCAAGAUCGCCAGUCAAAGCAUCUGUGCUGGACAAGUCAUAUUUAGUGUCCAAAACAAUGUCAGGAGAGAAUACAGAAACAAGCCAGUCUCAAUCACCACUGUCUUCAUUUGCAGCCCAAAGCCUAUUUGAUUCAAAACUAUCAUCGUAUGCUGAUUCAAAUGUGCUAUCUAUGACCGCGGCUCCAACUCCCAUCCCAAUAACUAAUAGACCAAAGACCAAAAAAACAGUCGCUGCUGGUGCAAUGAAAACUGCUGAUCUUGGACAAAAUAUCAACAAGUUUUCCAACUGGACUCAGCGACAGCAAGCUGUAGAACAACCAUCCGUUGUGACGGAUGUUCAAAACACAAUGUCUUUUAAGCCCAAAGAUGACAUUUUAGACAUGUUUUCCAAGGAUCCAGGGCAUGCGAUUUUAGGAACUCGUAUUGAUGAUGAUCCGCGACCCAAGCAUGCGGAUACAGCUGGUAUGACGGAUCUACAGGUGCAGGAUUUCAUUAGUCGGCGUUGUCAAAUUAUUGCCAAUAAAGAGCUACCUGCAGCAUCUACUUUACCAAGAGGACGUGCUGUUGCGUUACCACAACUGCCACAAGAAUCAAUCUCUACUGAAUCCUCAGUGCAGCUAAAAUCCGAGUUACAAUCGCCCAAGAUUUUACUUCAGACUCAAACAGCCAAAGUGAUUUGUGUUGAAUCGACAGCAUUUGCUGAUCCAAAGCUUUUAGAGUCGCCUGCAGUAACACCUUUGACGCCUCGAGCCGCGUUUUCUGCAAUAUCCGAUCCAUCCAAACCGCCUUUACAACCUUUUUCAAAAUCAGAUAUACCAUCACCUGAUGAUUCCAAGUAUCCAUUAGACUCUUCGGCUUCUCAAGUAGUAAAUCUUCAGCUGCUUCCACCAACCAGACCAGGAUGGUCCGAAAUAGAACGCCCUAUAGAAACCUCGCCUUUGUCAAUUUUUAAUUCAAAAUCCGACCAAAUAGAAUCCCCACUGCAAAACUCUUCAAAUACUACAUCGUCUGCUUGUGUAGACAGUUUGAAAGAUCUUUCUGCUGAGAGUGACGAUAAACUCCAUGCGAUUCAGCCUAUUAGUCCAACCCUCAUAAACGGAUCUUCAAAUUCCAUGAAUGCUCAAUCUUUAUCACCCAUAUCACCUGUAGUGAAUAUGCAAAAAAUGCCAUCUUUAACGGUCGAAAACUAUUUUCUACGACUGCCAAAAGAAGGCGUUCUUCGAUGUCGACUGACACGUAAAAAGAAUCUACUAGACAAAGCCAACCCAACUUACUUGUUAUACAACGAACUAGAAGACAAGUUUAUGCUUAGUGGGAAAAAAAAGUUGAUAUCCAAAUCUGUGCAUUAUAUUAUUUCUGAUAGCUCAGAAGACAUUAGUAAAGACUCGCCACACUAUCUCGCUAAACUCAAGGGAAAUUUUAAAAGAAAUAGUUUUAUUAUGACAGACACACGCAGUGCCAUCAAACAGCGUGAACUGACUUGUGUCAACUAUAGUAAAAAUGUGCUUCCUCGCGAGCUUCAAGUAGUUAUCCCUGCACCUAUCAUUGAUGAAAGUGCAGAGUCUGGAUUUUCAACAGAUAUUAUGGUGGAUGUUAAAUCCAAAAACACCAACAAACUCUUGUUUCUUAAAAACAAACCUCCAAGAUGGAACGAGCAAACUCAAUCCCACUGCCUUAAUUUUGGUGGUCGGGUAACUCAGCCGUCUAUAAAGAAUAUGCAGCUUAUUGCAGAAAAUGAUGAAAAUCAUAUCGUACUUCAGUUUGGUAGAUGUGGACCCGAUCUGUUUACUCUGGAUGUUCGAUGGCCAAUGACACCCAUUGAAGCAUUUUCUAUUGCUCUCACGACUUUUGAGGCUUAUGAUAGCACUUGA
This is a messenger RNA of Batrachochytrium dendrobatidis JAM81, 2313 nucleotides long. RefSeq lists its product as uncharacterized. The record is from RefSeq and is a predicted model, not a curated record. Gene Ontology annotation, biological process: protein localization to cilium; DNA replication. Gene Ontology annotation, cellular component: cilium. The transcript is spliced from 8 exons. Lineage: Eukaryota; Fungi; Chytridiomycota; Chytridiomycetes; Rhizophydiales. The coding region runs from base 1 to 2313 and encodes 770 amino acids.